AUGUCGUUCAUCACCCGAGCCUCUUAUUCCAUUCCACGCAAUUCUCGUGGUUCCCUACCUGUCUAUACUGACAUUCGCAACGGUGGCACAAAAUACAUCGUCUCAAUUCGGAACGUCCAAGGCCAACUUAACUCUCUUGCCAACGACUUGAAACAAUCCCUCUUCAGCCACAAUUCUCCACAAGCCAAUCGUUUAAAAGUCCAGGUCAUAGCACAAAGGCACCUUGUCAUCUCUGGUGGUCGUUGGAAGAAUGAUGUGAUCAAUUGGCUCACGUCCAAGGGUUUCUGA
This is a messenger RNA of Suillus subalutaceus, 288 nucleotides long. RefSeq names its product ribosomal protein L49/IMG2. The transcript is spliced from 2 exons. Gene Ontology annotation, molecular function: structural constituent of ribosome. Lineage: Eukaryota; Fungi; Basidiomycota; Agaricomycetes; Boletales; Suillaceae. The coding region runs from base 1 to 288 and encodes 95 amino acids. Gene Ontology annotation, cellular component: ribosome; mitochondrial large ribosomal subunit. The record is from RefSeq and is a predicted model, not a curated record. Gene Ontology annotation, biological process: translation.